This is a messenger RNA of Cololabis saira (Pacific saury), 2969 nucleotides long. RefSeq names its product zinc finger protein 664-like. The transcript has 2 exons. The record is from RefSeq and is a predicted model, not a curated record. Bases 56 to 1288 code for a protein of 410 amino acids. Gene Ontology annotation, molecular function: DNA-binding transcription factor activity; RNA polymerase II cis-regulatory region sequence-specific DNA binding. Gene Ontology annotation, biological process: regulation of transcription by RNA polymerase II. NCBI's taxonomy places the organism in Eukaryota, Metazoa, Chordata, Actinopteri, Beloniformes, Belonidae.
UUGUGUUUUUUUUUUCUGUAGUCUGAAUGGACCGUUUUAGUGUCUGUAGGUAAAAAUGAGUUCGUCUGGGUCUCUGAGAGAGUUCAUCAGUCAGCGACUAACUGCUGCUGCUGAAGAAAUAUUCACAGAGUUUGAAAAAACCAUCGUCCAGUACGAAGAAGAGAUCGACCGACAGAGAAGACUGCUGGACAUCACCUGGAAACCGGAGAUUAAACUACACAGAACAGAUCUCUGUAAGGAAGAGGAUAUUGCGGCGCAGCUCUGCAGCCAGGAUGGGGACUCCAGUCUGGACCAGGAGAAACCACAACCUCCUCCGGUUAAAGAGGAACACGAGGAACUCUGCACCAAUUCAGUCGAACUUCUCACCCUGAAGCAGGAGGCCGAUACCUUCAUGGUGACUCCUACUCGUGUGGAAAGUGAGCACAGCCAACACAAACCCAAAACCCACCAGAUAAUCGCUCAGAACUUUCUGGAAGCUGAGACACAGGAUCAGAAGAGAAGCAAGUGUGACGACCCAGGAGCAGCCAGACAUGCAGAGCUGCACCACGGAAACAACGUAGAAAGGUUUCCCCCGUCUGAGAGUCAGCGCCACGCUGAUCCCGCUAAAAAGCCUGUCAAGUGUGACUUUUGUGGGAAAACCUUUCAGUAUCGAUCCAAGAUGAAGAGACACUCCAGAGUGCACACGGGUGAGAAGCCGUACACCUGCAACACGUGCGGGAGAAGCUUUAGUCACACGUCGGCCUUGAACGUUCACUCGAGAAUCCACACGGGCGAAAAACCGUAUUCCUGCAAAACAUGCGGCGUAAGUUUCUCCCACUUCAGAAAGCUGAGCAUCCACAUGAGGAGUCACGCGGACGGGAAGCCGUAUCCCUGCAACCUGUGUGGAGCGGGCUUCCCCGACAUCAGCGGCCUGGCCCAGCACACGGCCACCCACGCCGGAGAGAAGCUGCACUCCUGUCAGACGUGCGGGAAAGGUUUCAGGCACAGCAGCACUCUGACCGCUCACAAACGAACCCACACGGGCGAGAAGUCGUACUCGUGCGACACGUGCGGGAAACGCUUCACGCACAAAGGCAACCUGACCGCCCACAUACGAACUCACACGGGGGAAAAGCCGUAUUCCUGCGAAAUGUGCGGCAAGUGUUUCACCCAGAGGAGCGUCUUGACCGUGCACAUCAGAACCCACACCGGCGAGAAGCCGUACUCCUGCGAGAUGUGCUGCAAACGCUUCAGACACAGAAGCACCUUGAAUCUUCACAUGAGCACUCACACAGGUGGAAAACCCUGAGGUCGUAGGUGAGCCGUGAGAGUGUCAUGCCGUUCAGAUUCUGCGCAUUUUUGUUACGUAACCAAAAAGCAAACCACACCCACAACUAUAAAAGCGUGUAACUGCAUGAGCGUCCGACUAUCAUAGCACUGCGUGACAUCGGACGCUCUCUGUCCAUCUCCCUCCAGCAGCUGCCACUUUAUUGAGGUUUUUGUAGUGAAAUGAGGAGGAAUCAUAGAGAUAACUUCUCAUUUCAACUAACUGGAUCAGCCGUUCCUCAUCAUGACUGUUUCCUACAGCGCUUUCAACCGGCUUUCAACGCGAGUGACAGGAAGAAAAUAGAAGCAGGGCGUCCGACAAAUGUUCAGCUCAAAACGGCCAGUUAGGACAGUCCAAUAGAAAAUAAAACAAUGGAAUUGAUUUUGUCGCUGACGCUCGCAUCGCAUUAAGCCUGAAUUAUGGUUCCGCGUUAAAUCAACACAGAGCCUACGGUGCGCGUCGCUGCGUACCCUACGCCGUAGGCUCUGCGUUGGUGUAACGCAGAACCAUAAUUCAGGCUUAACCCCGCCGGCCGGAGCUUCCACCAUUUUUUCGUAGCGGUGUAUCAUGCAUUCAGGCAGCCAAUCAGCACAGAGCCUCAUUAUCAUAGCCCCGCCCACUCAGAAUCCUGCAUAGAUAAUGAGGUUAGAGAAUGGGAAGAUAAAGACAUGGUUUAGAGGCCGAAUUUCUAAUUUAUUUAGAAAAAACAAUCAAAAGCUUGUUUUUAAGACAUUCAAGGCCUGUUUAAAAUAGACAUUAAAUGCCAUAAUAGUUCCCCUUUAAUUACUUUAGCUCUCUCUGAUUGUUGUCUUUAGCGACAGGAGCGUACAAAAGCUGAACUACUGAACAUUCAUCUUUAGAGCAAUGUGACUGGACAACAUCAGUGACAGGGACUUGUGAACUGUUGAUUGUGUUGGCGUUGGCGACUCCACGGAGGCGUCACUCAUCCAAAUCCACCCAGCCGUUUCUGACAUGUCCUUGUACAAACACCCAAUUCAAACAUUUGAUCACAUCCAUAUGAAAUAAAAGCAGUUUUCUAGUUGGACUCCUUAAAAACCUCAAUGACACAGGUACGACUAAAGCUAUCAAGUCCAUCUAAUCGUAACUCUGGUCCGUAACGGGAGCAUCAGUCUUGGUCCACGUGUGUCACCUUUUAGUUUGAUACCAGAUUUAUUCAAAUAUGCUUUGUAGUUGCUGAGUUGAACCUGUUUUCAAUUAGUAACGUCAUUUUUGAGCAGGAGUCUAACAAAUAUGCCUCAAACAUGUACAACUGUGUAAAGUAAAACAGUAAUUUCACGUUGCAGGUGUUGAAUAUGUUUAAGUUACAGAAAUCUAAUUUCCAUUCAUGUCUGCGGGGUCGAACUUUAAAUGAAGCACUUUGGAUUUUUGCUGUGAACGUGUGACAAUGUCAUUAAAAGUAAUUUGUACUAGCCCUUAUUAAUGAAGGCUCAAAUCGGUGUUUAAGUGGGUUUGUUUGUUUUAACCUUUACUAUGUAUGUGUUGUUCUGAAAAAAACAUUUGCUAAAUUAUUGAUCAUGAAGCAGCAUGAUAUUGAUUAUUGUCAUAAAAUGACUUUAAUGUUUGCACAUGGAAACUUUGUCUUAAUGUUUUUCAGCCUUGAAAAGUUUACAUGUUGUAAGUCACUUAUUAAUAUAAAACAAUA